AUGGAGUCUCUCACAAGGGCACUGGGCGCCCGGCACAUUCAGAACAUGAGCGAAGCCGAAACACUCGAGCCUCACUGGGGCUACGCAGAUCGCGCCCUGCCGUGUGCCAAAGACGUCAAAACCUGCGCAUACCUUGAUCUCGUCUACUCAGGUCACGACUAUAGCAUGCUAUUUGUCGGUAUCUUCUGGGCGAUCGCCAUCGCUGUGUUGUUCACUUGGGCUUUUGCCCGUAAGAUGUGGCCGUCACCGAAAGCGGACGAGUUCUUAAUUGCAGAUGGUGAAAAGGUCUUUUCAUCGACAAUAAACCGGCAAAACCGAAUGCAAAGAACAGUGGGCUCUUUUGUUCGCUCGUAUCUAUUGCCAGAUUCACUACGCAUCGUUUUCGGCCGAACAACACGUCUACAAGUCUCUCUACUGGCCAUCAUAUCAGCAUAUCUCAUCAUCGCAAGCUUCGCCGGUCUUACUUACAAGAUCUGGGUCGUUGCGGUACCAGAUCACGAAGGCGUUUAUACAAUUCGAACUACUCUCGGUCCAUGGUCCAAUCGAAUUGGUGUCCUCGCAUACGCACUUACACCACUCACUGUCAUGCUGGCGAGUCGCGAAUCGAUACUGAGUCUUUUGACUGGGGUUCCUUAUCAGAGCUUCAACUUCUUACAUCGUUGGCUCGGAUAUAUCAUUCUUGUUCAGGCUCUGCUUCACACCAUCGCGUGGAUUGUCAUCGAGACAAAGCUCUACGCUCCGCAACCAGACGCUGCACUGCAACUUAUCACGGAGAAAUACAUGAUAUGGGGGAUCGUCGCAACGUUGCUCAUCAUGCUUCUCUUUGUUCUGACUUUGCCUGUUGUCAUCCGUCGAACAGGCUACGAAUUCUUCCGAAAGGCCCAUUAUGUACUCGCCAUGGUCUACAUCGGUGCUUGUUAUGCGCACUGGGACAAACUAUCCUGCUUUCUGUAUUCGUCUCUUAUCUUUUGGGCCCUCGACCGUGCCCUCCGUCUGAUUAGGACUGGCUUGAUUCACUAUCAGCUUAUGGACACUGGGUCAAUGGGCUUCAAGUCAAUCAAGGCAUCCGUCAGGCAUUUUCCGGAUUCUGAGAAUGGUGAUGUCGUGAGAGUGGAUUUUGUGCACUCUCAGGACCCGUGGAAGAUCGGUCAGCAUUUCUAUCUCUGCUUCACUGAAUGCAGUAUCUGGCAAUCGCAUCCAUUUACUCCUCUGAGUUUACCAGUACUCACAGAGGCGACUGUUCAACAUUCGUAUAUCCUGCGCGCAAAGCAGGGUGAGACCAAGAAGCUUGCAGAAAUGGCACGCAAACAAAUGGCUGAGAACAUUGAUAUAACGACCCCAGUCAUCUUUUCUGGCUCUUACGGCGAAUCGAUUACAGAGAAUUUGACACCAGAGACUAACGUGCUCUGUGUUGCUGGUGGUACAGGAAUCACAUAUGUUUUACCCGUCCUACUAGAUCUCAUCUCCAAGCCGUCUUCCACAAUGCGCAAAGUCCAACUCAUCUGGGCUAUUAGGAAAGCUUCGGAUGCCCAGUGGGUCCAUGACGAGCUCGAAUCUAUCUUGCACUCUCGCGAGUCGCAUGGUAUCGAAGUGCGUAUAUUUGUAACGCGCGAAGCUGGUAGUCCUACAGCUGUCAUUGGCGCGGACUUGGGGGAUAAGGAAGUCGAAGUUGGCACUUCGUCGCCGUCGAACCUCUCUGACUCAGGAGAUGUAAGCAGCGGAAGCUCCACUUCUCACCCCGACUUGAGUAAAUUGGUUCCUGAGUUUAUCGUGGAUACUGUCAGAGGUUCUACAACUGUAUUUGCAAGUGGACCAGGAAGCAUGGUCAGUGACUUACGCCUCGCUGUUGCUGCUAGCAACUCCGGUUCCCAAGUUUGGAAAGGCAAUGACCGAUUUGAUGUUUCUUUAGUGUGCGACAACCGAUUAGAAUAA
Fusarium coffeatum is the source of this 1932-nucleotide messenger RNA. RefSeq lists its product as uncharacterized. Gene Ontology annotation, cellular component: plasma membrane. Gene Ontology annotation, biological process: iron ion transport; copper ion import; intracellular iron ion homeostasis. The record is from RefSeq and is a predicted model, not a curated record. Lineage: Eukaryota; Fungi; Ascomycota; Sordariomycetes; Hypocreales; Nectriaceae. Bases 1 to 1932 code for a protein of 643 amino acids. Gene Ontology annotation, molecular function: ferric-chelate reductase activity. The transcript has a single exon.